Thamnophis elegans (Western terrestrial garter snake) is the source of this 1038-nucleotide messenger RNA. RefSeq names its product mitochondrial ribosomal protein L9 (gene MRPL9). Gene Ontology annotation, molecular function: structural constituent of ribosome. Gene Ontology annotation, cellular component: mitochondrion; ribosome. Gene Ontology annotation, biological process: translation. The record is from RefSeq and is a predicted model, not a curated record. The transcript is spliced from 7 exons. Lineage: Eukaryota; Metazoa; Chordata; Lepidosauria; Squamata; Natricidae. The coding region runs from base 24 to 776 and encodes 250 amino acids.
GCCUGCGGUAGGCGGCGGGAGCCAUGAUGGCGGCGGGGAUUCUGUGGCGGGCAGUGCGGGGUUCGCCGGCGGGGUCUCUCCGCUUUCUCCCUCCCAGGGGGCUGCACCUCUCGGCCCCGCGGGAGACGGUCAUCGUGGAGCGCUGGUGGAAAGUCCCGCUGGGGAAGAAAGACAGGGAGCCCCGGAUCAAACACCCCCGUUUCCGCGUCUACCGCCUGGUGGAGGACCUCAAGCACCGCCCCAAGGAGCCCCUCGAACUCAUCCUCACCGAACCCGUGGAAGACGUUGGGAACCGCGGCGAAACCAUCUUCAUCCACCGAUCUUUCGGCCGCAAUCAUCUCCUGCUCCACAAUCGGGCCGUUUACGCCUCUCCCGAAAACAAGAAGUUUUUCGAAGAGGAAAACCGAUUACGUGAAGAGGGGAAGCUGCCGAGGUUACAAACCCACAGCGGUAUGAAGACUGUCCGGUUCCUGAAGAAUUGCACCCUGGAGAUCGGCGUGAAUGAGUGCGAGCAGUGGGAGCUGACGAAAGAAAUCGUCUGCCGGCAUUUCCUCCGAAAUUUGGGGGUUGUCGUGCCCCCCCAGGCGCUGACUCUCCCCGAAGAACCCAUCACCAGCCUGGGUAGCUACUGGUGCGAAGUUACGGUCAACAGCCUCGACACCGUCCGCGUCCCCCUCUCGGUACAGCCGUUUGCCGAGCCAAAAACCAACAGCCAGCGGCUUCGGCUGGCCCAGAAGGAACCAGAAGGAGCCGGCAGAGAAGCGGGACGACCUUGAGGCGCGUCCACAGAAGGAGGGACUUUUCUCCGCGGCGCUAAAACCGGAGCUUAGGAUAUAUAUUUUUUUUCUAGACAAAAACUCCUUUUUUGGGGGGGGGGGGAUUUCCUUCAGCUGGACACGGUGGGUGAAGCCAGCCGCUUUUUCAUGCCUCUUAAACCUCAGGGGCAUGGGGGGGGGCGAGGGGGGGAUUCUCUGAUCAGGCCAGAAACGGCCCGCGAACGCAGGCACCAGUGAAUAAAGCCUCCACUUCUUAACCGUU